This is a messenger RNA of Hydra vulgaris (swiftwater hydra), 2379 nucleotides long. RefSeq names its product histone-lysine N-methyltransferase EZH2. Gene Ontology annotation, biological process: heterochromatin formation. Gene Ontology annotation, molecular function: chromatin binding; histone H3K27 methyltransferase activity; protein binding. Gene Ontology annotation, cellular component: nucleus; ESC/E(Z) complex. The record is from RefSeq and is a predicted model, not a curated record. NCBI's taxonomy places the organism in Eukaryota, Metazoa, Cnidaria, Hydrozoa, Anthoathecata, Hydridae.
AAAAUAUCCUGUGUAUAGUUGUGAGCUAAGAACAUGCAAGAAGAUAUUGAAGCUAAAGAGAGACAUUUAGAUCCUGCUUACUUAGAAAAGAUUAAUCAUUUUAAAAAAGUUAUUCAGUUGGAAUAUGUUCGUAUUUGUAGGAAGAGAAAACAAAAUAAAACUGAAGAAGCAAAGUCUAUUUACAAAAGCAGCCGAGAAGAGUUGUUAAAUGUAUUGAAAAAACGUCAGCAAAUUUUAAAAGAGAAAAAGAGAGAGCCAUUGACCACUAUUCCUAUUGCUAUUGUAACAGAGGCUUCAACAAGAAAGGCUCAAGUUCAAAGUGGUUUUAACUAUUUAUCUCAAAAUGUUACACUACAAACAAUUUACUCACCUCCAGCAUUGCCGACUAUGAUCUCAUGGGCUCCUCUACAGCAAAAUUUUAUUGUUGAUGAUGAAACAGUUUUGCAUAAUAUUCCUUACAUGGGAGAAGAUGUUAUUGACCAAGAUGGGCAGUUUAUUGAAGAGCUUAUUAAAAACUAUGAUGGCAAAGUUCACACUUCUUCAAGUUUAGAUAGUAUUAUGGAUGAUGAACUUUUUUUGGAAUUAAUAAAAGCUGGGAUUGUUUACCAAGAUGAAUAUAGGAGCUCUGAGAAUUAUAAAGAACAGUUUUCAGACGAAUCUUUAACUAAAAAAUUAUCAAACGAUUUAAAAUUUCAAACUAAUGAUCCUAGCGAGUUACUCUUUGACACAAUAGCACAUUAUUUCUCAGAGCAAGGUGUGACUGCAAAAGAAGUAAAACAGAGGUAUAUGCUAUUAAAAGAAAAAGAAAGCAGUCAGCCGCCUGCUGAAUGUACUCCAAAUAUUGAUGGCCCAGAUGUAAUAACAACGAACAGGGAGAGAACCAUGCACUCUUAUCAUACAUUGUUUUGUCGUAGAUGUUACAAGUAUGAUUGCUUUCUUCAUGCUGUACGCCCUGGUCCAGUUAAAGUGCAAAGAAAGCAGUUAAUGGAUAUACAAAAUAUUGAGCCUUGUGGAGAAAACUGCUAUAUGCAUUUGGAAAGGUCUUUAACAAUUCAAGAUACAAAAGAUUUACCAAAAAGUUUACCAGAAACAGAUCGAAAUGAAGACUCAAAAAUGAAGAAAUUUAAGAGGAAAAAAAGUUUUAAUAAAGCAGAAACAUCAGUAGAAGUUUUAGCGCCUGUUAAAUCAACAUACUUAAUUGAAGAUACAAAUGAUGAACCAUGGACAUCAUCUGAUUUAUCAAUGUUUCGUGUGCUUAUCAAGAAUUUUCCAAAUAAUUACUGCACAAUAGCCCAACUAUUGAAUUACUCCCAUACAUGUAAACAGAUAUAUCGUCAUGCUAUGUUAGAACCUCGUGAUGAAAAUCCUUCCAAUGAUGUUAUGACUCCUCCAACAAAAAAGAAGAAACAAACUGUCAGAUCUUGGGCCAAUCAUUGCAAAAAAGUACAAAUGAAAAAAGAAAAUUCAGCUUCUAUGCUAAUUGGUUAUUACCCAUGUGAACAUCCUGGGCAGCCAUGCAAUGCAUCUUGUCCUUGUAUAUUUAACCAUAAUUUUUGCGAAAAGUUUUGUCAGUGCAGUUUGGACUGUCAAAAUCGCUUUCCCGGUUGUCGUUGUAAAGCUCAAUGUUGCACUAAAGCAUGCCCAUGUUAUUUAGCUGUUCGAGAGUGUGACCCUGACAUAUGUAAAACUUGUGGUGCAGACAACUUUGAAGUUGAAAGUCACGAGUCUUCUUGUAAAAAUGUGGGUUUACAAAGAAGUUGGCGAAUGAACUUGUUGCUGGCUCCUUCCGAUAUUGCAGGUUGGGGUAUAUACUUGAAAAAUGAUGUAACAAAAAAUACAUUAAUAAGUGAAUAUUGUGGAGAGUUAAUCUCUCAAGAUGAAGCUGAACGUAGGGGAAAAGUUUAUGAUAAAACUAUGUGUAGUUUCUUAUUUAAUUUAAAUCAUGAGUUUGUUGUUGAUGCCACAAGGAAAGGCAACAAGAUUCGAUUUGCAAACCAUUCUAUUAAUCCAAACUGUUAUGCAAAAGUUAUGAUGGUUAACGGUGAUCAUCGAAUUGGUAUAUUUGCUAAGAGAAAUAUUGUAACUGGUGAAGAACUUUUCUUUGAUUACAGGUACGGACCAACCGAUUCUCUUAGAUAUGUCGGCAUCGAAAAAGAUACUCGGUUUCCUGAUUCUACUACAGGUGUUGCAAAGAAAUGGACAGUGUGAUUUCUGUUGUUCUUCAACACUAAAAUUAUUCUAUACGUUGAGAUCAUGGGCGCCCGUAGUAACCAUAGGGUGAAACAAGAAUUUAUUUCAUUUUCGCCUUACGAACACUGGUGAUGUAUCUUAGUGCUUUAUGAUUUGUAGUUUUUAUUUAGAAUAUGAAACGUACACACA